Aspergillus pseudonomiae is the source of this 792-nucleotide messenger RNA. RefSeq lists its product as uncharacterized. The record is from RefSeq and is a predicted model, not a curated record. The transcript is spliced from 3 exons. Bases 1 to 792 code for a protein of 263 amino acids. NCBI's taxonomy places the organism in Eukaryota, Fungi, Ascomycota, Eurotiomycetes, Eurotiales, Aspergillaceae.
AUGUUCCCUACAUUUCACAUAAACAACUUCAAGCCGUGGGCUCCCCCUCACACUAAACAAAUCACACCCCACAAAUCCCUCGCUUCGCGCGCUCCGCGCACUCCAAUACCCACCCCAAAACUCAACACCCCCCCUCCCUACAAGCCUCGUCAUCAUUCCUUUCCAAGCACUUUGCCAUCUCCCAAACAUUGCCUCCCAGCGCGGCCACCGGCCGAAGUUUGCUUGCAUAUCAGCGCAGACACUCGGCCGUGUACGUUGAACUCCCAACCUCCACCAAGGGAGUACACCGCAGGGGCUAGCCAAUCUUCACCCAGCACUAGCUCAGAGGAUAGCUUGGAAGAGUUAUUCGGCUUUCCAGGUCUACAGAGCAAUAUUCCCAUUGACCCAGUGAUCCUUGCCGACAAUAAGCCUUGGGAGGAGGAGGCUAGCGGCCUUCACCAACAUAUCCAGCAAUGUGAUGAUCUUAUGUUUCCAGAGACAAUUUGUCCAUAUCCUGAACCUCCAACUCUUUGCGACACACCCGAUCAACUCCGGAGUUCCAGCAAAGACCCCGGCAACCAGGGUGGUAAUACUAAAACAAGCGACCACCCUCGCACCCAGAGGCAUCGACAAUUGAAUUCUUCUAAUCACAACAAUGAAGCCGACACAUCUUGCUCUAACGACACAACGAAAGACACAGCGAUCGGGAUCGGGAGGAAGAUCUGCCAAACGGAUUCGACUUCCUCUCCGAUUACCAACAAGGGAGGAUUCCUUCACCGGCCUUCCUUCGCAUUUCUUAUCUCUACCACUUGA